CAUCUCGAAAUCUGCUAUUGAACAAGAUAAAUCAUGGCGCAACUUGAAGUAUUUCUUAUGCUCUUUCUCUUUUGUAAACUUUCUCCGUCCACAGCCGAUUUUGAAGGAGAUUCUUACGUUUUGGAGGCAAAGGAUAAUUUUCAUUUCGGUAGUGCAGAGGGGCAUAUUGAGGAUUCUGUUCUUGACUUUGACCUCACUUCACACCUCUCCUUCAAAUAUCAAACAAAUGAUGGACGAAACAUUUUUGUCUUUGACAAGCUUUUAAAACCAAAGACUCUCAGAACAUUUUUAAACUAUAUGACUGUAGAUCUAGGUUCCUGGCAGUUUUGGCUAUACGAACCUUACGAUGACGGCAUUGAAGAGCUAUCAGAUAACAUUCCAUGGGUAAAUCCCAUAGACUGUGUUGAAUUUUCAAAAUCUAUUAUGGGCAAAACAAUUCAGCAGGCAGUGAUGGAUGCUAUUGGCACAAAAGAUACAUACUAUCCCUACAAAGUAAGAGGGAAACUCAUGCGACGUGGAGACUUCACAAAACUUUACACUGAUGCCAAUAGAACAGAUGACGAGUUUUCUGCCAUGAUGUUCUUGAAUCCAAAAUGGAGGAAAAACGAUUACGGAGAGUUAUAUUUAUAUGAUGAUGACAUUGAAAUUGUUGCUGGAGCUGUUCCUAAGUUUGGUCGUCUGGUUGUUUGGAACAGUUCUGUUUCCUACCUUCCAAGGCCUCCAAGCAUUGCUUUCAAGAAAGGCCAGCUGCUCCUGCAUGUACAAUUUUCAAAAUCAAAGGAAAAAAUGCUGAAGAACCAUGCAGAGAUAGCUGCAUCCAAAGCCACACGUCAGGCUGCAUAUGAUGCAGGUUUCAUUGGGAGUGACAAGCUGGCACCGAAUGACAUUGACAUUCAAAAGAAUUUUGUCUCUACUUCUAAAUCACUUGAAGGAAAGGAGAUCCAUGUGUUUGAUGACCUUUUUGAAACGGAGGAUUUGGAUCAAUUGAGAGCGUUCAUUUUUAAACAUGGCACAUAUUAUUAUGAUGAUAGCGAUGAGGGUGAUAAUGACAGUGACAAUGUUCAAUGGAUCGCAGGGUUUGAGAUUGAUGCCUAUAUCAAAAGUAGAUUAUGGAACAUCAUGCGGCAGACAUUAAAGCAUAUAACAGGGAGGGACAAGUGGUUUCCUUAUGACAUCUCCUGUAACUUGAUCAGGAGUGCAGACCACACACGUAUUCACCAAGAUUGUGAACCACAUGAAGACGAAUGGACAUACCUGAUAUAUCUAACACCAAACUGGACAAAGAAUGACUAUGGAGAAACAGCUUUCUAUGAGACAAUGACCAAUGAUAAUGAGAUCAUCACUGAGGUGCGACCAAAAUAUGGAAGGGCUGUUGUCUUCCAAGGAAUUAUUCCUCAUUCAGCAAGGCCACCCAGUACAAACCAAUCACAUGCACGCCUCACCUUUGUUGCUAAAGUGUCUGUGGAUGAGUUUGUGGGUCGACACAAAGCAUUCAGAGAAGAAAUGAGGCACUACCAGGGUCUGGUAGAAACAGAGAGUAUGCUAAAUGCUAUGGAACAUGGACUAGAUUUAGACCCAGAAGUAGACGAAACCAAACCUCGCAAUGAAAAGUUGUCAGAUGACAAAGAAGCCUCAGAACCUGACGAUGAAAUGGAAGGAGAUGAAAUUAAUCUUGACGAGAUCGAAAAAGAAGAAGAAGAAGGAUUUCUACAUGAGGAACAACCAGAUCACCCAGUCCUACAAGAACUGAACGCGCGUCUGAACGCGGCUUUGCAAACAGGGGGCCUGGACCAGAUGAGAAAUCUUCACCGAGAAUUACAUGCGAGGCAUGUCGCGGCUCGACAAGAGGCUGUCAAACGGAUUACAAAUCUUAUCUGAAAUCUAAGGAAAUGUGGUGGUGUUAAUAUUGAAAUAAAAAUACUUUCAAUAUCAACGAUACAAACGUUUUUGUACAUUGAAAGGCUAAAUGAAAGAGUAGUUGUAAGUAA
Messenger RNA from Stylophora pistillata, 1988 nucleotides. RefSeq lists its product as uncharacterized. The record is from RefSeq and is a predicted model, not a curated record. Lineage: Eukaryota; Metazoa; Cnidaria; Anthozoa; Scleractinia; Pocilloporidae.